Clarias gariepinus (North African catfish) is the source of this 636-nucleotide messenger RNA. Its product is annotated as transmembrane domain-containing protein TMIGD3-like. The record is from RefSeq and is a predicted model, not a curated record. Lineage: Eukaryota; Metazoa; Chordata; Actinopteri; Siluriformes; Clariidae. The transcript has 2 exons. Bases 1 to 636 code for a protein of 211 amino acids.
AUGAAUUUUAAUUUUAAAACUGAAGCAUCUGUCACUAUCCCUUGUGAUUAUAAUAAAAAAUAUAUACAGCAUAAGAAAUACUGGUGCUAUGGUACAUACUUCAAUUCCUGCAAAAUUCAGGCGUAUACCAAUCAAACAAAGAAGAGUGUGACAGUGACUGAUAACCCAGCUGAGAGUCUCUUUACUGUGACUAUGAAAAAUCUCCAGCCAGGAGACACUGGAUGGUACUGGUGUGCUGUAGAGAUAGGUGACAUAACAGAGCCAGAUGUUAAAGAAGAAAUUUAUAUCACAGUAAAAGCAGAUCUUGAUCUGUCUGUGAAGGACAGCAGAGUGAGAGGUGAAGAAGGUGGCAGUGUUACUGUCCAGUGUCACUACAGCACUGAGUAUCAGAAUAAAGAGAAGCAGUGGUGCCGAUUCAAAGACAAGUACUGCAUCACAUUUAAAAGGACUGUCACAUCCCAGAAUUCAGCAGUGAAGCUCAGUGAUGAUGGGAGAGGAUCCAUUAGUGUGGAGAUGAGAGGACUGAAGAAGAGUGAUGCUGGCUGGUACUGGUGCAGUGCAGGAGAUCUGCAGGUUCCUGUUCACGUCAGUGUCAGUGAUCCACCUCCAGGUAUUAUCACACAGACUCAUCCCUGA